UGAAAACGUCAAAAUCAAAACAACAGAAAUAUUCAUAAAGAUCGUGUAAAAGAAGUUUGUCAACAUGACCAAGAAAACCAGAAGGGCUUUCCCGGACUUUUUCUAUUCAAAAGACUCACUCGCGGAACGUGUGACUCCACUACCAUUAAAAAAUGGUACAUAUUUUAUGUUGUCAGUCGACGAACAUCAACAGCAACAAGAUUCUAAUCCAUCCUACUACUUGCCACCUUACGAAGACAACGAUGACGGCAUGAUCGACUGUUUGGAUGUUGAAGAUUACGAGAUAGUGCAAACGAAAUAUGGAAAAUUCAUGACAUCUUUUUAUGUGCCUGGUCCAUUGCAGUCUGUGAUUAUUGGUACUGGUGGGAAAAAAUUGAGGAUGCUCGAAGAUAGGACUAAUACUAAAAUUAAAGUACCGAAAACAAAUGAGACGGGUGACGUUAAAAUUAUUGGGAAUAACGAGCGCACUGUGGCUUCUGCCAGAAGUCAAGUUGCAUUAGUGGUGUUGACCAAAAGGGAAAAAUUGCCUGUGACUCACUUCAUAUCCAUACCAAUGACUAGUCCAGAAAUACAGAAAAAUUUUGAAAAAUUUCGAGACGAAAUUCUGAAUGGUCCAAAAACUAGAGGUAUUGUCCCUUCAGUUUUUCAAUCACCUGCAAACUUACAUUUGACACUCACAAUGCUUAUGUUACUGGAUGAGAAAGAGAUUGAAGAAGCUAGGCAAACUUUGAAGAUUUGCCAACAGGAGACAAUACAUAAGUUAUUUCCGAGAGGUCAAGAACAUACGAUUGUUGUAAAAGGUGUAGAGAUAAUGAAUGAUGAUCCUUCAGAUGUACAUGUAUUGUAUGGCAAAAUUGUUCAAGAUGAAAAACUGCAACAACUAGCAGAUGAGAUUGUCAGCAGUUUUGCCAGGAAAGGAUUUAUUAAGAGACAGUAUGAUAAAGUAAAACUUCAUGUAACAUUAAUGAAUUCAGUUUUCAACAAAAACAAAGAGACAUUUGAUGCAAAUGACGUUCUUAAAAAAUAUGAAAAUUACUAUUUUGGAAAAACAAUCUUUGAAUCAGUACAGUUGUCAAUAAGGUUCAGUUUUUCAAGUAGUGGUUAUUAUGAAUCUGCAUGUACAAUUCCUGUUUUAUAAGUAUUUAAAUUAAAAUAAAUUAUUUGUUGUUAAUUGUCUUUUUACUGGUGAACACAGAAGUUAAUAAUUUUACCAGAUAUUCUUUAUAAUAGUUCCAUAUUAUUUUUUACAAAUAAAUUGUUUGAGGUAAAUAAUUUUUUUCCAAUAACGCUUUAUUUAUUUAUAAUUAUUUUAUUAGUUAUAUUAUUAUAACAAUAUAUUUAUUAUCUUAUUAAUAUUAA
Molecule: messenger RNA, 1359 nt
Organism: Aethina tumida (small hive beetle)
Lineage: Eukaryota; Metazoa; Arthropoda; Insecta; Coleoptera; Nitidulidae
Product: activating signal cointegrator 1 complex subunit 1
Exons: 1
Coding region: 65-1138 (357 amino acids)
Biological process (GO): DNA alkylation repair; regulation of DNA-templated transcription
Cellular component (GO): nucleus
Molecular function (GO): RNA binding
Source: RefSeq, a predicted model, not a curated record